AUGCCUUCCCCGUCUCCCAACCCCCAGGAGAAUUAUGAGCUGUACCAGGUAGAGCUUGGUGCUGGUCCCAGUGGGGACAUGGCAGCCAAGAUGAGCAAGAAGAAGGCGGGCAGUGGAGUGGGCAAGAGGAAGGAGAAGCUGGAGAACAUGAAGAAGGAGAUGGAGAUUAACGACCACCAGCUGUCAGUGCCGGAGCUGGAGCAGAAAUACCGGACCAGUGCGACCAAGGGCCUGUCUGCCAGCCUGGCCGCCGAACUGCUGCUGCGGGACGGGCCCAACGCCCUGAGGCCGCCGCGGGGCACCCCCGAGUACGUCAAGUUCGCCCGGCAGCUGGCGGGCGGUCUGCAGUGCCUCAUGUGGGUGGCCGCUGCCAUCUGCCUCAUUGCCUUUGCCAUCCAGGCCAGCGAGGGCGACCUCACCACAGACGACAAUCUGUACCUGGCACUGGCCCUCAUUGCUGUGGUGGUGGUCACUGGCUGCUUCGGCUACUAUCAGGAGUUUAAGAGCACCAACAUCAUCGCCAGCUUCAAGAACCUUGUGCCCCAGCAAGCAACGGUGAUCCGAGAUGGGGACAAGUUCCAGAUCAACGCAGAUCAGCUGGUGGUGGGCGACCUGGUGGAGAUGAAAGGCGGGGAUCGAGUGCCAGCCGACAUCCGCAUCCUGCAGGCCCAGGGCUGCAAGGUGGACAACUCCUCGCUGACUGGAGAGUCUGAGCCGCAGACCCGCUCGCCCGAGUGCACGCACGAGAGCCCCCUGGAGACCCGCAACAUUGCGUUCUUCUCCACCAUGUGCCUUGAGGGCACCGCGCAGGGCCUGGUGGUGAGCACCGGUGACCGCACCAUCAUCGGGCGCAUCGCAUCACUGGCCUCGGGAGUAGAAAAUGAGAAGACACCCAUCGCUAUCGAAAUUGAACAUUUUGUGGACAUCAUCGCAGGCCUGGCCAUCCUCUUUGGUGCCACAUUUUUCAUAGUGGCCAUGUGCAUUGGCUACACCUUCCUGCGGGCCAUGGUCUUCUUCAUGGCCAUUGUGGUAGCCUAUGUGCCUGAGGGGCUGCUGGCCACUGUCACGGUCUGCCUGUCACUGACAGCCAAGCGGCUGGCCAGCAAGAACUGUGUAGUCAAGAACUUGGAAGCAGUGGAGACCCUGGGCUCCACGUCAGUGAUCUGCUCUGACAAGACAGGGACCCUCACUCAGAACCGCAUGACUGUGUCCCAUCUGUGGUUCGACAACCACAUCCACUCGGCUGACACUACAGAAGACCAGUCAGGGCAGACGUUUGACCAGUCCUCGGAGACGUGGCGGGCGUUGUGCCGCGUGCUCACCCUGUGUAACCGUGCUGCCUUCAAGUCGGGCCAGGACGCAGUGCCCGUGCCCAAGCGCAUCGUGAUCGGGGACGCGUCGGAGACUGCGCUGCUCAAAUUCUCGGAGCUGACGCUGGGCAAUGCCAUGGGCUACCGCGAGCGCUUCCCUAAAGUCUGCGAGAUCCCCUUCAACUCCACCAACAAGUUCCAGUUGUCCAUCCACACCCUGGAGGACCCGCGCGACCCGAGGCACGUACUUGUAAUGAAGGGGGCCCCAGAGCGCGUGCUGGAGCGCUGUAGCUCCAUCCUCAUCAAGGGCCAGGAGCUGCCGCUGGAUGAGCAAUGGCGCGAGGCCUUCCAGACUGCCUACCUCAGCCUGGGAGGCCUGGGAGAACGCGUCCUGGGCUUCUGCCAGCUCUACCUGAGUGAGAAGGACUACCCGCAUGGCUAUGCCUUCGACGUGGAGGACAUGAACUUUCCAACCAGUGGCCUGUGCUUUGCGGGACUCGUAUCCAUGAUAGACCCACCCCGGGCCACCGUUCCUGAUGCUGUGCUCAAGUGCCGCACAGCAGGCAUCCGGGUGAUCAUGGUGACAGGUGACCACCCCAUCACAGCCAAGGCCAUUGCAGCCAGUGUGGGCAUCAUCUCGGAAGGCAGUGAGACAGUGGAGGACAUCGCUUCCCGCCUCCGUGUGCCCGUGGACCAGGUUAACCGGAAGGAUGCCCGCGCCUGUGUGAUCAAUGGCAUGCAGCUGAAGGACAUGGACCCAUCAGAGCUGGUCGAGGCACUGCGUACCCACCCUGAGAUGGUGUUUGCUCGUACCAGCCCCCAGCAGAAGCUUGUGAUUGUGGAGAGCUGCCAGCGACUGGGUGCAAUCGUGGCUGUGACAGGGGAUGGUGUGAAUGACUCCCCAGCCCUGAAGAAGGCAGACAUUGGUGUGGCCAUGGGCAUUGCUGGCUCGGAUGCUGCUAAAAAUGCAGCCGACAUGAUCCUGCUGGAUGACAACUUUGCCUCCAUUGUGACAGGCGUGGAGCAGGGCCGACUGAUCUUUGACAACCUGAAAAAGUCCAUCGCCUACACACUGACCAAGAACAUCCCUGAACUGACGCCGUACCUUAUUUACAUCACCGUCAGCGUGCCUCUGCCCCUCGGGUGCAUCACCAUCCUCUUCAUAGAACUCUGUACCGACAUCGUGAGUCUACACGAUGCCCCAGUGCCCCCCACCCACACAGUGCCCAGAGACAUGCCCACAGACAGGUGUGAUGGACGGAAAGUCUUGGACUCAGAGUGA
This is a messenger RNA of Physeter macrocephalus (sperm whale), 2592 nucleotides long. It is a transcript of the gene ATP4A, whose product is annotated as ATPase H+/K+ transporting subunit alpha. Gene Ontology annotation, biological process: sodium ion export across plasma membrane; intracellular sodium ion homeostasis; proton transmembrane transport. Gene Ontology annotation, cellular component: plasma membrane. The transcript has 15 exons. The record is from RefSeq and is a predicted model, not a curated record. Bases 1 to 2592 code for a protein of 863 amino acids. Gene Ontology annotation, molecular function: ATP binding; P-type sodium:potassium-exchanging transporter activity; ATP hydrolysis activity. Lineage: Eukaryota; Metazoa; Chordata; Mammalia; Artiodactyla; Physeteridae.